AUGAAAGACCUUGAAUACAAGGUCCAGCAACAAUGGCACUCCAAGCCUUCACCUAUGCGAGUUAUAUGCGUUGGUGCGGGCUCCGCUGGUUUAUGUGUUGGGUACAAAAUGAAGAAGAAGUUCAAGGAGUAUGAGCUUGUGAUUUAUGAGAAAAAUCCAUCUGUGGCUGGCACGUGGUACGAAAACCGCUACCCAGGCUGUGCUUGUGACGUACCCGCCCACUCCUAUACCUACACGUUUGAGCCGAAUCCGGACUGGUCGAGCUUCUAUGCCUAUGCACCUGAGAUUCGGAAGUACUUUGAUGAUUUCGCUACAAAGCAUGAACUCCAUCCCUUUGUUAAGCUCAAUUCGAAAGUUAUAUCUGCAACCUGGAAUGAAGAUCGUGGUAUUUACGACGUUGAGGUUGAAGUCGAUGGUCGUCUGACCCAUGAUUGGUGCCAUGUUAUCAUUAAUGCAACGGGUUUUCUCAAUAGCUGGAAAUGGCCAGCUAUUGAAGGAUUACACGACUUUCAGGGCCCACUUCUACACAGCGCAAACUGGGACGACUCUAUUGAUUACAAAGAUAAGACGGUUGCAGUGAUAGGAACAGGUUCUUCCGCAAUACAGAUCGUACCUCAGGUCCAAAAGUCUGCCAAGCAUAUAACUACUUUCAUGAGAUCAGUGACUUGGAUAUCACCACCCUUUGCCGCUGAAGAGCUUAACGAACUGAAAGAAGGCACAGAUCAAGCAGAGCGACCUAACGCGCAGUAUUAUUUCUCGGCAGAAGAAAAGAAACGUUUCCGAGAAAACCCGGAUGAAUUCCUUGAGUACCGUACAAACCUUGAGGCCAAAGUAAACAGCUUAUUCGAUAUGUUUGUCACAGGAUCCGAGACAUCAAAGUAUGCCGAAAAGAUGAUGAGAGAAGAAAUGAAUCGCCGAAUUGGACCUGGCAAUGAAGAGCUGAAGGAGCGACUGAUCCCGAAAUGGGCCCCAGGCUGCCGUCGUAUCACACCUGGUGAUGGAUAUCUGGAAGCACUUGUUAAGCCAAACGUGACGAGGGUCCAUGACGAGAUUGCAAAGAUCCUGCCCGAAGGCCUUGUGGACGAUAGUGGUAAGUUACACAAAGUGGAUAUUAUUGUCUGUGCAACAGGAUUCAACCUAGCGUUCGCACCUCCCUUCAAAGUCACAGGUGUCAACGGCGUUGAUAUGGCUGAGGAGUUUGGUUCCGCACCGAAUGUUUAUCUGGCCUUGACGGUGCCAAAAUUUCCCAACUACUUCGUGCAUAACGGUGUCCGAGGGAAUUGGGCCUCCGGCACAUCUCUGCCAUCAAACGAGGUUCAAGUGGAGUAUAUCCUGCAGUGCAUCCAGAGGAUGCAAGAGGAAGGUAUUCGUGCGCUGGAAGUAAAAGAAGAGCCUGUUCGACAACUCUACGAGCAUAUCGAUGAAUGGCAUAAAUGCUCCGUCUGGAAUGAUGAUUGCAAGAGUUGGUACAAGAACAAUAUUGUUGGUGGGAAACUCUGGAUAUGGGGAGGCUCCGCUUUACAUUAUAUGAAAACAAUCAAAACUGUGAGGUGGGAGCACUAUGACUUUCGAUACCAUGGCGGCAACAUGUGGUCAUUCCUAGGGAAUGGUCGCGUGCGAGCCGAAGAGAAGGGGCCCAAAGUCCGACUGGCACCCUAUGUGAGGAAUUCGGAUACCCCAUGGGACAUCGAAUAG
This is a messenger RNA of Exophiala viscosa, 1695 nucleotides long. RefSeq names its product cyclohexanone monooxygenase. Bases 1 to 1695 code for a protein of 564 amino acids. Gene Ontology annotation, molecular function: NADP binding; flavin adenine dinucleotide binding; N,N-dimethylaniline monooxygenase activity. The transcript is spliced from 10 exons. Lineage: Eukaryota; Fungi; Ascomycota; Eurotiomycetes; Chaetothyriales; Herpotrichiellaceae. The record is from RefSeq and is a predicted model, not a curated record.